Colletotrichum higginsianum IMI 349063 is the source of this 291-nucleotide messenger RNA. RefSeq lists its product as uncharacterized. The record is from RefSeq and is a predicted model, not a curated record. Lineage: Eukaryota; Fungi; Ascomycota; Sordariomycetes; Glomerellales; Glomerellaceae. The coding region runs from base 1 to 291 and encodes 96 amino acids. The transcript has 2 exons.
AUGAAGUGGACGCCCUUGGUCGAGGGAGGCAUGUACCUGAACCUCUACCCGUCCGACUUUGGCGACGACACGACGGGCUUGCGAUGCCGCAGGCCCAAGGCGGCCUCGCGUAACGACAAGCGCGCUCCCAUUCGAAUCCCAUUUACCACCAUCCUCGACCAUCUCGUCAUGUCGGUUCGAGUGGCCAUCAUCGACAGAGACCGAGAGCACCUCGAAACGACCGUCCGCAAGCGAUGCCUGCACAAGCGGCCUUUGCUCAAGCACACCGGCUCCAACGAAGAGUUCUGCUGA